AUGGUGGAAUUAGAGUGGGAGAAUCAAACCAUCACAACGGAAUUCCUCCUACUUGGAUUUGGGGAUCUACAGGAACUACAGAUUCUUCUUUUUCUUCUCUUCCUAUUCAUCUAUGUUUUCACCAUGGCUGGGAACAUCUUCAUCAUUGUUCUCGUUGUGACUGAUCAGCACCUUCACACCCCUAUGUACUACUUUCUGGGCAAUUUGUCUUCUUUGGAGACAUGCUAUACCUCAACCAUUCUGCCCAGAAUGCUUGCUAGUCUCUUGACUGGGAACACUGCAGUCCCUGUCCGUGGCUGCCUUAUGCAGUUGUGGCUUGCAGCAUCUUUAGCUGCAUCCGAAUGCUACCUUCUUUCAGCAAUGUCUUAUGAUCGCUAUGUUGCAAUAUGUAAACCCUUACAUUACACAACCAUUAUGAACAACAAGGUUUGCCUCCAACUGAUAGUUGCAUCUUGGAUAUGUGGUUUUAUGGAAAACACCAUAUUGAUAUGUUUUGUAUCUGAACUAACAUUCUGUGGCCACAAUGAAAUAGAGCAUUUCUUUUGUGAUUUCAUCCCUAUCAUCCAACUGUCUUGCACUGAUACCCACAGGGUACAACUUGCAUUGACCAUCCUGGCAUCCUUUUGCACCCUUCCAGCAUUUAUCUUAACCAUUGCAUCAUAUGUUUACAUCAUUAAUGCCAUUCUGAGAAUUCCUUCAACGACUGGUAGGAAGAAAGCCUUUUCCACCUGCUCCUCUCAUCUUGUGGUUGUUUCCAUUUUCUAUGGAACAAUUAUUAUUGUCUAUGUGCUACCAAAAACUGAAAUGCUCAAGGAGCUGAACAGGGUUUUCUCUGUUUUCUACACUGUCGUGACACCUCUGGUCAAUCCCCUUAUAUACAGCCUGAGGAACAAAGAGGUGAAAGAAGCCUGGAGGAGGGCUGUCAGCAAAUGUAAGAGUGGCUCAAUAGCUGAUGUAAUGUAG
Rhineura floridana is the source of this 963-nucleotide messenger RNA. RefSeq names its product olfactory receptor 2AP1-like. Lineage: Eukaryota; Metazoa; Chordata; Lepidosauria; Squamata; Rhineuridae. Gene Ontology annotation, cellular component: membrane. The coding region runs from base 1 to 963 and encodes 320 amino acids. Gene Ontology annotation, molecular function: G protein-coupled receptor activity; olfactory receptor activity. The record is from RefSeq and is a predicted model, not a curated record. Gene Ontology annotation, biological process: G protein-coupled receptor signaling pathway. The transcript has a single exon.